Pisolithus orientalis is the source of this 4066-nucleotide messenger RNA. RefSeq lists its product as uncharacterized. Bases 196 to 3888 code for a protein of 1230 amino acids. The record is from RefSeq and is a predicted model, not a curated record. Gene Ontology annotation, biological process: phosphorelay signal transduction system. NCBI's taxonomy places the organism in Eukaryota, Fungi, Basidiomycota, Agaricomycetes, Boletales, Pisolithaceae. The transcript is spliced from 5 exons.
CGAGCAUGGGGGUCAACGUCAACCGGGUACCCUUCACUCCUUUCCAUACAUAACACCCCAUCCCAGACCUGUCACCUUCCACGUAUAUUCUGGUGAGGAUUGUCCUUUAAACUCUCGUCUAAAUUGUCGCCCUAGCCUGGUACUACUUUCCACCUCCCACUCCUGCCUUCUGCCUCACCGUAUCGGUUGUUGGCCAUGAGCGGGGUAAAACAGGCCGCCUAUCCUCGCACUCACGCGUCUUUUCACUGUGAUGACGGUCCAUCGACUUCUGAGCACCCUGGCCCAAACAGGUUCAGUUUGACUUGGGCAGUAGAGCCGCCGCUGUCUUUCCACGGGCCCGUGGUAUACGCGCUCGAGCGAUCUGGCACUGGUAGCUCAACAUCGGAUGGGGAGUCGGAUCAUUCAGAAAAAGACCACCACUCUUCGCUUAGCGGGCGGUACUCUCAGGAUGAGGCCUCUUCGGAUUCCGAUGGUGUCGCGAGCUAUCGCUUUAAAGCGCAGCAACAGCACUCGCCUGAUGGAACUCCUCAUGCCCACAAUUUAUCGCGCCCGUUCUCGGCGCCGUCACCAUCCCAACUAGAGCACCUGCAAAACCCGCGCAGACAAUACCAUGGUCUGAUCUCUCCAGUGUCCGACGAAACGUUGUCGUUGUCGCCUCGUUGCGAUUCGCAGCCAGAUAUCGCACACCUUCAUGAACUCUCUCUAGAACUUGCGGACUCCGUUCAAAUGGUCGUGCAGACGCUCUUACAGAUAUGUCCUGUCCAAAUUUUGGACCCGGCCAAGGAGCAGUACGCAGCAUGUUCGUUGCUGGUGCCCACAACCUGCAUGUCUGCUAUGCUGACGACCAUGAAGAACCUUAACUUCGUCUCUGCGAAUAUGUCUGAGUUAUUUGUAAAUUCCGGACUGUCCCAACAGAUGGAACAUGAACUUUCCACGCCUAGCGCGCCGAUCGCCGUUUCAGACUUUGAUAUCGCCGAAACCCUGCAAGGUGUUGGCGAUGCCCUCAGCGGGUGCGCAGCAGAAGUAGGUGCGGACCUGGUCCUCUUUCAUGGAGAUGUGGGUUUGAGACAUGUUGUCGUCCGAGGGGAAGAGUUUGCUUUGUCUACUACCUUGACACACGUUAUCCGACAAGUGAUCAGCACUGCGCGCCCAGGAGAUUCGGUUGAUGUCGGCCUAUCUAUCAAAUCUCCAUCAGAUAGUGACUCUCCCGAAUCCCCUACAACCGAGGGAACAACGGGGAAGAGGGAUGAUGGCUCGCUUCCCUGGUCUGCGAGCGACGGACACGUUUUCUGUGUCUUUGAAAUAACGCACAAUUUCGGGGAUUCUGAUAUGGACGAUGACAUGGCCACUACGCCAACGAAUCCCGAUCCGAGCCCUCUUCGGUCCAGACAAAACUUUACAAGUCCGCUAGCUCAGCGGUUAUUUUUACGCUCCAAGGCAUCUUUCACUUGCGACUUGCCCAGACGAAGCAAUCUCCCAGGGCGUGUCUGUGAAAUUGCUUUCCGUUUGGAGCGAGGGUCCCUGAGCGCCAUUAAUGCCAGACCAGCCCCUGUGUCAGGUAGUGCAUCACCCCUCUUAUCCGGAACCCGCACUGCCAAGGAACCGACCCUGGAAGAAUUGACGCAGUUCUCGGAAUCACUGCGUGGAAAGAAAGCGACCCUGUAUGCGUGCGGCAGCAGCUCCUUUGCCCAUCACUUAACGAGUUACCUCACUGCUUGGGGAUUGGAUGUCAGCCACGUGUCGCCUGAGCAGGAAGGCGAACCCUUUGGCGCCGGGGAAGCUGCGGCCCCCGUUUCCCCUGAAAGUGCCCAGGCCCCAUUGAACAACACCUCUUACGCCAAACCAAAGAAUCGGCAGUGGAACACGUCCGAGUCUCACAAUCCGCAUGAGAACGCCGGCGCACCAAAUGGCGGUGCCCGCAGUCCCUCGGUGUCAUUUAUUUUUAUUGAUGACAAUGUCUCUGUUUUGCGCGAGCAGAUACAGAAAUAUCGCGCGGAGCAGCACAGCUCGUCGUCUUCAGCGUUCUCUCGCAAGCGACCGUCAUUCAACCAUCGACCUAAAUCCACCCCUCAAGUAGCCAGAGCAAUGGGUUACGGGCCGUCGUCAACCCCUCCAUCCGGUGUCGCAAAUAUUGUCGUCCAUUUCACCAGUCUCACGAAUUACAAAGUAGUCAGGGACAUCGUGCAAUGCGACCUGGCCGCCAAUGCAUUUCAGCCUCCACUGGAGGUUAUGAUUAUCCCCAAGCCAGCCGGUCCUCGCAGGUUCCUUACGGCACUUCAUACGGCCUUGACCAAACCGCACGUUGACCCUUCCUUCACUCCUAUUGCCACAUCCCCAGUAAGCCCUGCGAUACACGGGUCUCCAUUCUUCAGCCAAGUACCACCAACUUGUCCCAAGUCGCCGUUGACGCGGCCCUGGAGUUCUGCUCGUUCGGCAUCUGACAGGUCAGUGGUGAAGUCGCCACGGGAUGGCACUACCCACGUUUUGCAUCCACCGUCGCCACUUUCCAUCGCAGAUACCGCAGAAUACUUCCCUGAUGGAUCGGCUCCGGCCAGUGGGCUCAUGAUCUCGAGUCCGGACGGCCAACCUGCCGGUAUCGUAUUCAACCCUCGUGCAAAAGUCGUACGACAACCAUCAGCUAGUUCUCUAAGUGACAGGGCAAACAAGAUACAAUUCCUUUCACCGAAGCAGGAGAGGUUGCGCUCAAAGAGUCCACCGCACUUUUCUCUUCCUUUCGCGACGGUACAUCCUUCUGGUCUUUCCCGACAGGAUACGCAGAGUCCUACUGAAACCCCGACAUCGACGCAUUUGAACGAAAGCAGGAAGGUUAGGAAGUCUUCUGUCCUUGCCGAUGACGAGCCACCGGCGCAGUCUGCUGCUGCCCCGCUGCCUCGGAGGUCGAACACUGCAGAAUCAAGGAAGACACCAUCGCAGCCGGGGUCGCCAAGCGGUGUGGAAUCUCCGACCAGUUGGUUUGCAAGGAGGAAGGCAAAGCGUGCUGCAUUAAGCCAAAAGAUGGCCAUGCAAGGGUCUGCUUCGAACAAAACCGGCAAGGGCGCUUCGGAAACCAUGAUUGUCCCGCCAAUCAGUGUGCUCAUCGUUGACGAUAACCCCAUCAAUCGCACUAUUCUUUCCACGUUCAUGAAGAAAAAGAAGGUGAAAUAUGAUGUUGCAAAAAAUGGAGCAGAAGCGGUGGAGAAGUGGCGGGAUGGCAAUUUCCAACUUAUUCUCAUGGAUAUACAAAUGCCGGUCAUGGAUGGUAUCGAAGCGACAAAGGAGAUACGAGACCUCGAAAGCCAAAAGGCUGCCUGUGUACCAGUGACUCCCCAGUCCGACGGCGGUCCACGUACGCCCCCCGACGACUUUCGUGCAUCCUCUUACCACCACUCGGUGAUUAUCGUUGCACUGACGGCAUCUUCUCUCGAGAGCGAUCGAGUUGCGGCACUUGCUGCUGGGUGCAACGAUUUCUUGACAAAACCCGUGUCUCUUCAGUGGCUCAACAACAAGAUCAUCGAAUGGGGCGCAAUCAAGACCUUACAGAUGUGGGCAGAUAUGCCUUCUGAUGAAGAAAAGACACUUUCUUCUGAACAGUCCGUGCAAGCCCAAGUCGUCGCGCGGCGGUUGCAUGUGCCAGAUGGCCGGGUCACGCCGGUGGGCGAUGGUGCUAGCCGAUCCUCGCCCAAGGGUCGGGUUGAAGGCUCAUCUGAGGCAAUACCCACCACCACAUCCUCCACAAUCGCGCCCGCGCCCGCGGAGAAAGCUGCUGAUGGCCAAGACGAUCCUGCAGGCACGAUGCCACCCUGCGACACUGGUGGGAAUGGAGAAUGGCAGGAUAGGGAACCAGCUACAGUCGCCAAAACCUCACCUUGUUCAGGUGCACAUACAUGAACUCGAGCAACGUUGACAGGCUAACACAGGUUGCAGACGAUAUGGGGAAACCGGCAAUGAUUACCGAAAAGGAAGUAGCUUCCAGCGCAUUACCCUCUCCCCCAGGUGAGCCUUAUCGAUUGAGAUGUCAUGAGCAUGGGCAAAGACUCUUUAAAAGAAAGCGAACCUUCGAGUACGA